Molecule: messenger RNA, 2357 nt
Organism: Lolium rigidum
Lineage: Eukaryota; Viridiplantae; Streptophyta; Magnoliopsida; Poales; Poaceae
Product: probably inactive leucine-rich repeat receptor-like protein kinase At5g48380
Exons: 3
Coding region: 130-1950 (606 amino acids)
Biological process (GO): protein phosphorylation
Molecular function (GO): ATP binding; protein binding; protein kinase activity
Source: RefSeq, a predicted model, not a curated record
GUCGCGACACUGGAUCGCUGGGCGGCCGGCGACGCUACCGACGGCGGGACGCUGAGGCACCGAGCAAGCCUCAUGGUUAACUACCGGCAUUGAAAAGAUCCCGGAAGUACAGCACACGCUGACACUACGAUGGCCAUUAGGGGUUUCUGUGCUACCCUUGUCCAAAUUCUCCUCUGCUUCACGCUCUGUCAGCAAUGCUACGGCACAGUAAGUGACAUCCAAUGCCUGAAGAGGCUGAAGGCAUCAGUUGAUCCCAAUAACAAGCUGCAUUGGACAUUUGAGAACAACACGGAGGGAUCCAUAUGCACUUUCAGCGGGGUGGAGUGCUGGCAUCCUAACGAGAACAGGAUUCUUUCGCUUCGACUUGGUGGCAUGGAUCUCAAGGGCCAAUUCCCCGACGGGCUCGAGAACUGCAGUAGCAUGACCUCGCUGGAUCUGUCAAGCAACAGCCUCUCCGGGCCAAUCCCAGCUGACAUCUCAAAACGGCUUGCAUACGUCACAAACCUUGAUCUUUCCUAUAAUAGCUUCUCAGGGGAGAUUCCGGAGUCGCUAGCUAACUGCACCUAUCUCAAUACGGUCAAUUUGCAAAAUAACAAGCUCACUGGAACCAUCCCGGGGCAGCUUGGUGGUCUUUCUCGCCUAACCGACUUUAAUGUUGCUGGCAACAAGUUAUCAGGCCAGAUCCCUUCAUCCUUCAGCAAAUUUGCAGCUUCCAAUUUUGCAAAUCAAGAACUCUGUGGGAAACCUCUGAGUGGUGAUUGCACUGCCAAUUCAAACAGUCGUACAGGAGUGAUUGCUGGUUCUGCUGUUGCUGGCGCAGUUAUCACUUUAAUAGUUGUUGGUGUUAUUUUAUUCAUUUUCUUGCGGAAAAUGCCUGCUAAGAAGAAGGAAAAGGACGUGGAAGGAAAUAAGUGGGCGAAGACUAUUAAGGGAGAAAAAGGAGUCAAGGUAUCAAUGUUUGAGAAAUCAGUUUCAAAGAUGAAACUGAAUGAUCUGAUGAAGGCAACAGGUGAUUUUACUAAGGAGAAUAUUAUUGCAACUGGUCAUUCAGGAGCUAUGUACAAAGCUACACUUCCUGAUGGUUCCUUCCUUGCUAUCAAGAGGUUGCAAGAUACUCAGCAUUCAGAGAGCCAAUUCACAUCCGAGAUGUCAACAUUGGGAAGCGCAAGGCAGCGAAACUUAGUUCCUCUAUUGGGUUACUGCAUUGCUAAGAAAGAGAGGCUCUUGGUGUACAAGUACAUGCCGAAAGGUUCGCUCUAUGAUCAACUACACCAUGAAACCAGUGAUAAAAAGUCUCUGGAAUGGCCAGUGAGGCUAAAAAUCGCCAUCGGGGCUGGUAGAGGGUUGGCGUGGCUUCAUCACACUUGCAACCCCCGCAUUCUUCACCGCAAUAUUAGCUCUAAGUGUAUACUACUUGAUGAUGACUAUGAGCCUAAGAUUUCAGACUUUGGGCUGGCAAGGCUUAUGAAUCCUAUCGACACCCACCUGAGCACAUUCGUCAAUGGUGAGUUUGGUGACGUAGGGUAUGUAGCUCCUGAAUACUCCCACACCCUUGUCGCCACUCCAAAGGGGGAUGUUUAUAGUUUUGGUGUUGUCUUGCUUGAACUAGUCACCGGUGAAGAGCCCACGCACGUGUCAAAUGCCCCAGAAAACUUCAGAGGCAGUCUGGUGGACUGGAUAACAUACCUAUCAAACAACUCUAUACUUCAAGAUGCGGUCGAUAAGUCCUUGAUCGGAAAGAACAAUGAUGCCGAGCUGCUUCAAGUUAUGAAGGUUGCCUGUUCUUGCGUGCUUUCCGCUCCGAAGGAGAGACCUACAAUGUUUGAAGUGUACCAGCUUCUGAGGGCUGUUGGAGAGAAAUACCACUUUAGUGCCGCGGACGAUGAGUUGACGCUGCGACCACGGGAUGCAGAUUCUGAAAGGCCGGAUGAGCUUAUUGUAGCAAGAUAGACAAAGCUUAAAUUGGUGACCUUGCGUUUACUGGAUCUUGGGAAUGAUCAGGUUGAUAUGACGGUAAUCUACUAUUUGGCCUCCUUCCCUAGCUCGCAGAUUAGCUCCUGGAUAUGCCAUUUGGGUGAAUGAUCUGUAUGAAGCUGUCAUGUUUAUUUUCUUUACAUCCUCAGCUUGUUGUAUCUUUAGGAUGUAUGUACUGGUUCUGUGAGAUUGAUCUACUGUGUCACCACUUAACUUUUUUAGAUGUAGAAAGUCCAUAGUGUCUGUAAUGCUAAACUCUAGAGUUAUUGGUUGUCUACUGUCGUGUUGUGCUAUCGUUUGACUUUUAAUGGCACCUUUUUUUUUCUCCUUGAUGGGGUAUGUAUAUUUCUGGUACAGUACAUAAUUUUUGUAAUGUUGGAUAA